UGCUAGGCCAGCAAGAAAUACACAAUUUUAAAGUCAAUAAUUGUUGGCUUAAAUCUCCAAAAUUAACACAAAAUUUACUAUUGUUUUGCAGUUUAAAAAUACUAAAAUAUAUACGAAUGUGUUGUACUUUUAUAGUACCUGUAAAUAUAGAGAAAAAUAUAUUAUUUCUUUGACUACAGAAGACGCGGUUUUAAAUUUUAUUGGAUAACACUAUUAUUUAGAUAAUAUAACAAGUAGCAGCGUUUGUAAAUAAUAAAAUAUGAGGUGCUACCGAAGUUAUAGUUAUUGCACAUCAAAAAUGCUCGGUGGAGAAUUUAAAGUGUUGUAAAUAAUGCUCGUGUAAAUAGACACCACAACAAUGGGAGAAACUGAAGAAUUCAACACCCUAGCGUUUGAAAAGAAGCUUCUGCAGCUUAAAGAUACUCAAGAAAGCAUACAGGGGCUAUCGUCCUGGUGUUUGAAGCAGAAAAGUCACCACAAGAAGAUAGUUUCUAGUUGGUUGAAUGUGUUGAAGAGAGUGAAGGUGGAACAGAGACUUACAUUAUUUUAUUUAGCUAAUGAUGUGAUACAGUACAGUAAGAGGAAAGGUUACGAGUUUGUUGAUAGCUGGGGUCUUUAUUUGCAAAAAGCAACUCCUCUAGUCAGGGAUGAAAAGGUUCGGCCGAAGAUUUUGCGCAUCUUCAAAAUAUGGGAGCAGAGGACAGUUUAUGAUGAAGAGUUCCUGUCAGAUCUCACUGGGUUACUCAGUGCUGGAGCCACUAAAAAGACUGAUGACGAUCCUUUGGAUUUUCAGCCACAACAGUUAGUGAACAAAAUUAAACAAUGCAAAGUGUUGGAAGGGGAUACUGGAGCAAAACUAAAAACUUUGCUGGAACACGAGCUGGAGUUGUCUGAUGCUGAUGAACUGUGUUCACAUUUAAAAGAUAGGAGUAUCAAACAUGAUGUAAUAAAAGAGUUAAAUGAAGGCAUAUCAUGUGUGGAGAAGUAUACACAGGCACUGCAGAGGGAGAUUGUGGCCCGAGAAACUCUGUUAGCGUUACUAAAUUCCGCCAAUCAGUACUAUUCUACACAACGUGGGGAAGUCAAAGUUGUAGCUUAUGCCUACAAGAACUUUGGAUCAAGAGUGCGAGCAUUGAAGAGGAAACUGGAUGAAAUGCUACCAACAUUACCAUCAGCAGCGCCAUCACCCCCUCCGAGAGACGAGGAUGUUCCGUCCCCUGGGCCUGAUGAGGAUUUGGAACUACCGGGCACUGAGAAUGACAAUGUUGAUGUAUCAUACGACAUAGACCAAACAUUCAACACAUCAAUAUCAGCCGAUGGAUCUCUUUACAACCUGGGUCUAUCGUCUUUCCUCACAUCAGACAAUCCUCUAGCGAUGUUCAAUGACACAAUAGACCUGGAUCCUACUAAUGAGAGCAAUAUAGAGGUGAUAAGCACACGGGGAAAACAAGACAUAAUAGAUUGUAUGUUGAAAGAGGUUGUGACGAUAGAUAGCACAUCACCCGGUAACACUUCAGUGGGCAGCGUGGUGUCGGCGAGCCUGUCGCAGAAGUCUCAAGACGCGCUGCCCGGGCUGGACCUGCUCACGCCCGACAGUACGGGAAUUCCGCCGCCGCCGAUAUCCUUCUACGGAACUAUGAAUUCGCUCAAUGAUGAACCAGAAGUGUACGUGCCGCCCGUGCCCGUGCCCGCGCCUGCGCCCGUACCGAGCCCGUGGGCCCCGCCCCUCACGUCCGCACCGCCGGCCCCGCCCCUCGCGCCAGUCGACCCUCACGCCACGUGGAUACCGCCACCGUCGAGCGCACGCAACGUGUUCGCGGAGCCGCCCGCGUCGCCGCCGCCCGGGCAGCGCGCGCCGCUGGCCCCGCCCCCGCUCAGGCCCGACAGAGCUAAGGAGGCGCCGCCGGCUGACGUUGACCAGCGCGGGCUGCUGCCGCCGCCACCGCCACCGCCCCCCAUACUGCCGCUGCUUGGACAAACCGAGGACGUAGAUCAUCGCCUGCUGCCCCCGACCAACGUGCCGCCGCCGGGGAGGCAUACUGGUCAGCAAGACAUAGAUCACAGGAAUCUGAUAUCACUCACGCAUCAGCCGCCGGUUCAACAGACCCACAAUAACGUGUCUCUGGAUCAGGAUUACCGCGUGCCGCCGCAGGCGCCGACGGACAUCGUGGAAAGUGUCGACAUGGACCUGUCAGACGACGACGAACAAGGUAUGUAUCAGGAGAGCAACCGUCGCAACAGUUUCAACAACAAUAAGGUGUUAGUGGGCGGGGACGAGAUCAACAACAUGAAGAGGCACGACGGGUCGCAAUCCGCCCCUGCUCAGCUCAACGCCCCCGGGCCGCGGUUCCCCCCGACCACGUCCCUCAGCAUGGCCCCGCCCCUCAUGCCGCCCACGGUCCCCCGUAUGGCCUCCACGGCCCCACGCAUGGCGACCGGACCGCCCCCGGGCACGCAAAAUCCGCCCUUCCAACGCGACCACCCGCGUGACAUGCAUAAUCCGCCGCGUGAUAUGAGUAACGCGCCGCGUGACAUGCCUAACGCUCGAGACAUGCAUAACGCUCGAGACAUGCACAAUGCGCAUGACGCACGUGACAUGCACGCGCCCCAUGAUAUGCGUGAUAUGCACGACGCCCCGCCCCGCGGCCCGCACAACGAGGACGGCCUCCUGUGCGGCCCUCCCAACACCCGUCUUCCCCCUCCGUCGAUGCCUCCAGCCGGCCCCAUGGCCCGCGGGCAGGGGCCGCUCGGCCCGAGGCCGCGGUCGGCCCCCGUCGUCCCCCCGCUCGCCAACCCCUUCGAAAACAUGCCGCCCAACCUCAAGUUCAACAUGCCGAACUUCCAAGACCAGAACUACGACGAGUACGACGAGAACGAGGGGUACGAGGAGUAUGACGAACGUCGCGGGGAGAGACGAGAGAGGGAGUCCCCCGAGUACCCGGAGUACGACGAGGAGUGGACGCAGGGUCGCCCGAUGAACCCCCGGUUCCCUCGCAACUGGAGCCCCCGCAACAACUUCAGGCCGAACUUCAGCCCCCAGUUCAGGCCCCGCGGCGGCCCCCGGGCCCCCAACCGCUGGAACGGGCCUCGGGGCCCCAGGCCGUUCUGGUGAUAGUGUCAGUGAUCGUAGAUAGUCUAGAUACAGUGCGUAUGGACCGAGCGAGUGUACUCAGACGUUUUACCCAGUGUAUAAUUUCGCUAUAUUAACAGAUAAAAUUAUGUUUUUUUUCUUCGAGUUGUGUAAGCCAAGCAAAUAUUAUAUUGAGUAUUGUUGAAGUGUUUCUCAGAUUAUUUUAUUAUAUCGCACUGAAAUGUAUUUUUAAAUGUAAGAUCUAUAGUUUGAGCUAUAAUUAGUUGCGUUAUGUAAUACAGCAUUGUAUGCCCUAUAACAUUUUGACUUGUUUCAUAGUGUUACUGCACAUUGUAGAAUUAAAUACUAAGUGGAAUGACAUUGUUUUUAUUUGUGAGUAAAUAAAGUUUGUGGGCCACUGCUUCA
Aricia agestis (brown argus) is the source of this 3496-nucleotide messenger RNA. RefSeq names its product verprolin. The record is from RefSeq and is a predicted model, not a curated record. Gene Ontology annotation, biological process: mRNA 3'-end processing. The coding region runs from base 359 to 3112 and encodes 917 amino acids. NCBI's taxonomy places the organism in Eukaryota, Metazoa, Arthropoda, Insecta, Lepidoptera, Lycaenidae. Gene Ontology annotation, molecular function: RNA polymerase II complex binding. Gene Ontology annotation, cellular component: RNA polymerase II, holoenzyme. The transcript is spliced from 15 exons.